Molecule: messenger RNA, 1869 nt
Organism: Cyphellophora attinorum
Lineage: Eukaryota; Fungi; Ascomycota; Eurotiomycetes; Chaetothyriales; Cyphellophoraceae
Product: Glucoamylase P
Exons: 5
Coding region: 1-1869 (622 amino acids)
Biological process (GO): polysaccharide catabolic process
Cellular component (GO): fungal-type vacuole
Molecular function (GO): starch binding; glucan 1,4-alpha-glucosidase activity
Source: RefSeq, a predicted model, not a curated record
AUGCUACGUCUCACUGUGGUCUUUGGCCUCUUGGCCACAGCAUAUGCUCAGUAUGGUCAGAAUGCGACCCUGGACAACUACAUCGCGGCACAGUACAACAUAUCGCUUGCCGGAGCUAUCCAAAAUAUUGGAGGCAUGAACAAUUCAAUCGUUGGCGAUGGUCCCAGUCCUGGCGCUGUUCUGGCGUCACCUAGCACCGUCAACCCCAACUACUUCUAUACUUGGACUCGAGACUCGGCGUUGACGUACCUCAUGAUCACGGACGAGCUGAUCUUCGGCACUGAGAAGGUCGGUAACAACAGUCUGCAAGUGGCAGCCGAGUACUACACAGCAGCACAAGCCUUUCUUCAGACUGUGACGAACCCAUCGGGCACGUUCUGGCCAGCUGGGGAAGGCCUGGGAGAGCCGAAAUUCUACAGCAAUUUGACUAGAUUCAACGAUGCGUGGGGCAGACCGCAGAAUGAUGGCCCUGCUUUCCGGGCCACGACCUUCAUGGAGAUUGCUGAAGCCAUCUAUCAGCGCAAUCCGAACGCGCCCAGGCUUGUGGCACAGUACUACUGGCCGCUGAUACUGGCGGAUCUCAACUACGUCGGCCAGUACUGGAAUACCAGUUCUUACGAUCCCUGGGAGGAAGUCAACGGAAACUCAUUCUUCUCCACUACUGCCCAGUAUCGUGCAUUGAUUUCAGGCUCCGUGUGGGCCGAGCGUCUUAAUCAGACAUGCAAGCCAUGCGAGCAAGCUCCCGAGAUUGCCUGCUUCCUCAAGAACAACUUCUGGAAUGAGACAGGCAAUUACCUACUAGCAAACAUCAACGCGAACCAAGUCAACAGAUCACAGAUCGGGACAGAUCCACUGCUGGGCUCCAUACACGCCUUUGACAUCAACGCCACGUGCGAUGCCACUUCCAUGCAGCCAUGCAACUCACGCGUUCUCGCGACCCACAAAGUGGUGGUCGACUCGUUCCGCAACCUCUAUCCUAUCAACGACAAUGCCACUGCUCCUAGCGCUGUAGCAGUGGGCAGAUACCCUGAGGAUACCUACUAUGGUGGCAAUCCAUGGUACAUCACGACUUUGGUCUGUGCAGAAGUACUAUAUGACGCCGCCGCGCAAUUCCGAAAGAACGGCACAAUCACUGUCGACAAUACAUCUCUCGCUUUCUUCCAGGAUAUUUAUCCGGACGCCAAGGUCGGCAACUACUCGGACAGUGCCACUCUUGCCAAUUAUACCAACGCCAUGAUCAAGUAUGCCGACGGAUUCGUCCAGGUCGUGGAGAAGUACACACCAGCAAACGGCACGCUUAACGAGCAGAUCAACAAGACUACCGGCGAGCCCACCUCUGCCAUUGCCUUGACAUGGUCGUUCGCAGCCUUCGUUACGGCGGCCGAACGACGCGCAGGGAAGUAUCCACCUUCCUGGGGUGCCACCUCCGACUACGCCAGCAACGUCACCUCUAAUUGCUCGGCUUCUUCUUACAACGCAACUUACAGCUAUGUUCCGGCCUAUGCUGACCUUGCGCCAAACAUCUCCAUGCCGCUGUGCAUGAAGGAGGUGCUUUUCAUCUGCAACUAUUCAACAAAACCAGGAACUAACAUCUACAUUGUUGGUGACAACGAGUUGCUUGGAGGCUCACUUAGUCUCGACCCUCCCAUCGAGGUACUGAGGCCUGGCAACAUUACGGCAGACUACCCCUGGUGGAACACGCCUGUUUGGUUCAACGCUUCCACAACCGUUGAGUACAAAUGGGUGCUCCAGAACCAGACCGCCAUGACCUUUGCAUACGAGAACAUGACGCGCACAGUUGACGUAGGUCAAUGCGAUGGAGAGGUGCAGCGCGUUCUUGACUCGCCAGCGUUUCCUAGUCCGAACUAA